Molecule: messenger RNA, 1842 nt
Organism: Salvelinus sp. IW2-2015
Lineage: Eukaryota; Metazoa; Chordata; Actinopteri; Salmoniformes; Salmonidae
Product: caspase-8
Biological process (GO): positive regulation of neuron apoptotic process; proteolysis; apoptotic process
Cellular component (GO): cytoplasm
Molecular function (GO): death effector domain binding
Source: RefSeq, a predicted model, not a curated record
CAUACACAAAUCCAAAGGUGUACAGUGACYCACUUCCAAAAACAACAUAAAACUGCAGAGAUUAUCCCACUGCUGCCACCAGUGUAGCUAUCAAGAGGGAACAGCGUGGGCCUUGAACCAGUGACCCUGUAGUUAUGAGAUAUGAGGCGCAAUGCCGUCUGUCCCUCAAGUAGGAAAGCUCACCUGCUAACUCAUUCGUCUGUUAAAGUGAGACUGGUUUUCUCUGUGUUUUUCAGCUGUUCCUGUCCAGGAUCACGAUGGCUCCAUGUCAAGGCUGCCUCCCAAGAAGAAGACACCCGCAGAGUUGGAAAAGGAGGGUUUUUAUAGCAUGGCCAGCGAGUCCAGAGGUGUCUGUGUGAUCAUCAACAAUGUGGACUUUGGGAAUAAAAAGAGAAAGGGAUCAGACAUUGAUGCUGAGGCGCUAGCAAAAGUGUUCAGCUGGCUGAAGUUCAGGGUGGUGAUGUGCAAGGACAAGACUGCAGUGGAGAUUCCCAUUGUGCUGAAGGUCUUCUCUGAGCUGAAGCAGUUAUCUGACCUGCAACAGUGCGGUGUGAAGGAGUGGGUCAGCGGUCAGUUCACUGAUCUAAAGGAUCUUCCUAAGCAUGGCGAUGCCUUCGUCUGCUGCAUUCUGAGUCACGGAGAAAAGGAGGGCGUCUGUGGCACAGAUGGAACAGUCGUCCCCACCAUUGAUAUCCUCUCACCUUUCAACGGCACAAACUGUAGCAUCCUUGUUGAAAAGCCCAAACUGUUCUUCAUCCAAGCCUGUCGAGGGAAAGACGUGCAGGGGGGUGUGCCGGUGAACAAGAAGCCUGAAGUUGAAGAGACGGACAGGGAACUGGACACAGACGACGGCCAAGUCCAAGACUACACACUUCCACUAUACUCCGACUACCUGGUUUUCAUGGCCAACGUAGAGCAGUAUGUCUCUAUCAGGAACGUGUACACGGGGUCCUGGUUCAUCCAGUCUCUGUGUGGCCAGCUGGAAAAAGGCUGCACCGGCGGGAAAGACAUCCAUGCGAUCAUCACCCUGGUCAAUGCUGAAGUGAGCAAGAUGGACUGCAAACUUCCUGUUAAGGAUAAAGAUGGGAAACGUAUCGGCUGUGAGAAUGUUAAGCAAUCACCAGAUUCCAGAAACACCCUGACCAAGACACUCAUCUUUCCUGCUGAGAUCACUUAUACUUCAUAAUGAACUUUUGAUUUGUUAAUGAAACCCUUCAUCUGUCAACCAUCCAUUUGCUAAUUCUACUGUCAGAUGAAGGUUGUGAUAUGACAGGGUGCUUCCACACAGGCUGUGAAUAGGCCUAAUCAUAUGACGCCAGCUACAUUCCAGUGGUGACAUUUUAAUUUUAUCACUUUUAAAAUGAUGAGACAGGAACCACCAUUACUGUUGGUGUCUUUAUUUACCAGUUUGCUAUAUUUACAUGUAUGUGAUAUUUGAUYUUAUUUAGUUUCAUUUAAGGUAUAUAAGGCAGCUGGGACAAUGUGCCAUGUUAUGUUAUUGAUGCUGAAUAUCACCAGGGAUAUACCAAAAGUGCAGUGACAUUGCUGCAGCUUAAUCAACACAACUAGGCUAUAUUUACUUUAACCAAAAUAGCAAUGUAUUUGAAAUGUGAAGAUAGAACACUGAAUCAUCAUGUUAUGUAAUUAAGUGGAGUUUCAUAGCAAGAAUAACAUUUUAUUGGUAUCUCAACCCAUAGUUUCAAGCUUACUUUAUUACAUGUUUUAARGUUAUCCCYUCUACAUACAACAGAAUGUUUUACCAUAACGUUUUCUUACCUGCCUUUGUUGUCACAUUGAAAUAUUUUAUACAUUUAUAAAUAAAUGUUUAUCUUUUGCCAACAG